CCAUUAUUCUGCGAUCUCUGCCGACUGCCGUCUCUUUCCUUCUCUCUCUCUCUCUCUCUCUCUCUCUCUCUGAUGUCUCGAAGCAGAGUACUGGAGAAGAAGCUUCGCGUCGCGAAGAAGGCAUGGAAGAGGUUAACCAACACAUUACAAUCAAAAUUCCACGCGCUCAACAUCUCCAAAUCUGUCAAGACAGCCACGCGCCGCCUCACCUCCGCCGUUCACCGAUCGCUCCGCCUCCUAAUCCCUUCAAAAUUUCGCCCUCGCCUUCUCAGUUCUAAAUCUUCCCCUUCCACUUCUUCAUAUAAUUACCGUCACCAGCAAAAUCAACACCUUCAGUUUCACUGUGAUCCAACCAACUUCGCGGCGAUCCACAUAGACGAGCUCUUCGCAGAUCGGGCGGCGCCGAUUGCGAAGAGCCGCGAUGGUGCGAGUACAGAGACCAGCAGAGGAAAAGAAGUAAUCGAGGAGGAGAGUGAAAAGGAGACGAUUAUUUAUAGCAUUGAAGAUGCUUGGAAAAUAGUGGUGGCUUCGUCGCCGCAUCUCCGGCCGGUGGAUGAACGAGCCGAAGAGUUCAUAAGGAAAUUCCGGCGAGAUAUCAUCCUUGAGAAAGAGAAAUCACUUCUCGAAUUUCAAGAGAUGUUGGCCCGCAGUGCCUGAUCCUUACCAAUUCCUCCCACUAUAUAUAUACAUGGAUCUUCGUUUUCUUUUUACAGAUUUGAAAUCAACUUACAUUCCACAAUAUCGAGGAGAAUCAAAAUUGCCUUUGGUUCAAUAGUGCACAAAUCAAGAAAAAGAAGGAAGAAUACGAAAGAAAAACAGCGAAAAAGAGUGGUGGCCAUCUUCAACGGGAUUUUCGAGAGCAACAUGAAAAAUUCCAUGAAGAAGCGACAUGGACAAUAAUUGAAGGGUAGUCAGCCUAAACAAGAUCCAUAAGCCAAUUUGAGAAAGUGGAAGCCAAACACACAUGGGUUGAUCGGAGAUCCCCAUUUUGCCAAAGAGUGGGCACAGUGAUUACAAACACGGGGGCAAAGGGGAAAGAAACAGAGAUCUGAUUUCCAAAAUCCAACUCGAACUCGUCUCCCCUCGUUUGCAAAUCUCCUUGGAUGAAAUGGAUGGCCAACAACAAAUCUGAUUCAAACUCGAGCCGCUGGCAGUUCAACAAGCGAGCAAAUUUCAGCGUGAAGAGGGGGGAGAGGUUGCGGAAGAUUUGAAGCUUUUGCCACCACCAAAAAACCUCUUGAAUCCCGAAUAGCCAUACCCAAGCUCGUGGACAUGUUUCGACAAGCCGCAUCCGUAUUUUAAAAUGUGCUAAUCCAAUCGCUCUUAACUUUAGGAGAGGAAAUCAUGGAGCCAUGGAGCAGUGAGUUUCGAUCACCCCAAAUCGCCGAACAGGUAAUGGCCGCAAGACUCUUCUCAUCUGAAGUGAA
Messenger RNA from Momordica charantia (bitter melon), 1427 nucleotides. NCBI's taxonomy places the organism in Eukaryota, Viridiplantae, Streptophyta, Magnoliopsida, Cucurbitales, Cucurbitaceae. The record is from RefSeq and is a predicted model, not a curated record.